Oreochromis aureus is the source of this 1803-nucleotide messenger RNA. Its product is annotated as piggyBac transposable element-derived protein 4-like. Bases 683 to 1693 code for a protein of 336 amino acids. NCBI's taxonomy places the organism in Eukaryota, Metazoa, Chordata, Actinopteri, Cichliformes, Cichlidae. The transcript has 2 exons. The record is from RefSeq and is a predicted model, not a curated record.
GUGUUACAGUUUGGGCAGGUGCGUGUAGUGAACCCUGGCUGAGAGCAUUUGAAGCAGUAAGGUUCAGGCUUAUAGUUUUCUUUGCUACACGAAGGAGGCUGUGGUCUAUGCGGUCCAAGCACUGAGUGAAGCUCAUGAGCACGCAGCAGCAGGUCCAUUACAGAAGUGACAUUAGCGCCAUACAGGGCAACUCUGUAUUUUUCAAGAGCAUGUUUACUAAUUAGGUCGAUUCUGUCUUCUUCAGGUGGAGGGCUCUUCAGUUUAUCAAACUCACUCAACAUGUGGGCAACAAAGGUUGGGAGUGGUUCGUCCUGAGCCUGAACACGAUCCAAUAUCCCUCUCAGGAUCUGUUCUUGGCUGUCGGAGGGCAGAAAAACUGUUGUGAGGCCCUGGGCUCUUUUUUGAGACUUUUUUUUUUUUUCGGUUACAAGCCAUUUGCACUGUUUUGAAUGGAAUAUAGCCAAAUGAAAACUGAAAAUGAGAGCGGAGAGGAAGAAUCAGCAGGGUGGAUUUCCAAAAAUGGAACAAAGUGGUCACCCCUACAAAUGCUGAGACGCUCCGCUACGUUCCAGCGGCCACGGGACACACUGGACCCACUUUUUACGCCACCGCCCGGAUCAGUGACCCACUAUCCAGUUUUUCCCUUUUCGUCACGGAUGACAUUAUCCAGCACAUCGUGUCAAUGACCAAUCUCCAGGGGAGACGUGCUAUCGCUGACUGGAAGGACGUGGACAGCGAUGAACUGCGUGCCUAUGUGGGGCUACUAAUUCUGGCCGGUGUUUACCGUUCCCGAAACGAAGCCAUACUCAGCCUCUGGAGCGAGAAAUCCGGCCGGGUGAUUUUUCGUGCUACCAUGUCGGAGAAAAGGUUUCGCUACAUCACCAGAGCUGUGCGAUUCGACGACAGACUUGCGAGACCAAGACACUGUGACGACAAACUGGGUCCAUUUCGCAAGAUCUGGGAUAUGUGGACCCAUCGCCUCCAGAUGAUGUUCUGCCCAAACAAAGAAAUUUGUGUGGAUGAACAGCUUGUCCCUUUCAAAGGGAGGUGCGCCUUCAGGCAGUAUAUGCCCAAAAAGCCGGCGAAGUAUGGGCUGAAGGUAUGGGCGGUCUGCGACGUAGAGACGUCUUAUGCCUGGAGGCUGCAGCUCUACACGGGCAAAGCAGCCGCUGGGCGCACUGAGACCAACCAGGGUAUGCGAGUGGUUCUGGAGCUGAUGGAGGGGCUCCAGGGACACAGCGUCACCUGUGACAAUUUUUUUACUUCCUUCCCUCUGUCAGAGGAGCUGCUGAGGAGAAAAAAUACCCUGGUUGGCACCAUUAGGAAGAACAAGCCUGAGCUUCCGCCAGAACUGCUGCAGACAAGGGGGAGAGAAGUGUUUUCCUCCGUGUUUGCUUUCACCUCGACGCACACGGCCGUGUCAUACGUCCCUCGCCGCGGCAGAAAUGUGCUCCUGUUGAGCUCCAAACACCGCACUCCAGGAAUCUGCGACGAACCCAAGAGAAAGCCGCACACAAUAAAGGAUUACAACAAAUCCAAGGGAGGUGUGGACAAACUCGAUCAGGCUGUUGGCACCUACACCUGUAGGAGGCGGACGAGGCGGUGGCCGUUAGCCCUUUUCCACCAUCUGCUUGACAUUUCGCUCCACAAUGGCUACGUCCUGUGGACCGCGGUGGACCCAGCCUGGCAGUGAAGUAAAGCUUACAGGAGGAGGCUCUACAUUGAGGAGGUUGGAGAAGCCUUAGUGCAACCACACAUUGCCAGGAGAGAGCGACUUCCCCGCUCUGUCCAUACAGCAGAGUU